Messenger RNA from Sphaerodactylus townsendi, 1165 nucleotides. It is a transcript of the gene GPALPP1, whose product is annotated as GPALPP motifs containing 1. Bases 54 to 1085 code for a protein of 343 amino acids. The transcript is spliced from 8 exons. The record is from RefSeq and is a predicted model, not a curated record. NCBI's taxonomy places the organism in Eukaryota, Metazoa, Chordata, Lepidosauria, Squamata, Sphaerodactylidae.
UCCCCCUCCGUCCAGGCGGCGACGUCCCUGUCGCUCUCGGAGGCCCGCCAGCCAUGGCCGCGCGAGAUGUGAUCGGGCCGGCGCUGCCCCCGGGCUUCCCGCGCUCCGCCUCCCCCGACGACACCAACCAGGUUGCAGGGCCUGCACUGCCUCCUGACUACUCAAGCAAUCUGAAAGGACGAGGUUGUGAUGAAGACAGCACCUCUCCUUGUGUGCCCAGGGAAACAGAUACAGAUUCUGAAGAUGACCGAAAUAGAAGCCACGUGGCCAGAAAACAGAGAAGACUUCAAGAAGAUGAUGGAUUCUUUGGACCUGCUCUCCCACCUGGCUUUAAAAGGCAGGAUGAUUCUCCAGAAAGGCCGGUCAUAGGUCCUGCUUUACCGCCAGACUUCAAGAAACCAUCCGGACAAGAUGAAAUAAACAGAAGCGCCAAGGGGUCUUUUGUGCCAUCUCCGCUCACAUCUCAGGACAGUGAUAGCAGUGGAGAUGAAGAAGCCAUAAUUGGCCCAGUGCCUGCCAAGGGACCGGCUGAAUCUAGCGUAGCUGCAGAGUUUGAAUGCCGAGCUCGGAGAAUGAAAGAGAAACUUCUUGGUCACGACAGUAAUGAAUCCAAACAAGUCAAAAGGGAGUCUUGGAUGACAGAACUUCCCCCAGAACUCAAAGGCUUUGGACUUGGUGCACGGACGUUCAGAAGAAAAGCUGAUGACAAAUCAGGGGACAGAUCUGUUUGGACUGAUACCCCGGCUGACAGAGAGAAGAAAGCCAAAGAAAUGCAAGAUGGAAAGAAAUCAGCGAGUCAGGGCGACGGAGCAGUUGUGGUGUCAGAACGAGACAAGAAACUGGCUGAACAGGUGUCUUUGCACAAUGACUCUCAGAGGUCUGAAUCUCUUAUGGAGAUACACCAUAAAAAACUGAAGAGGAAGGCUGCUGAAGAAAAGGAUAAACCCCAAGAGAGAAGGCCGUUUGACCGCGACCAGGACCUUCAAGUCCAUCGAUUUGAUGAAGCGCAGAAGAGAGCCCUUAUAAAACAAUCCAGAGACUUGAACACCAGAUUUUCCCACAGCAAAUGCAACAUGUUUCUGUAAUGUGAGUGAAGAUGCUCAAGUACAUUGUGUGUUUCUAUGUAGCGGUAUCUAAUAAAACAACAUAAUCUUUGUAGAUACUA